UUGAUCCGGUCGCUGCCCCUUUCUUCUCCUGUAAGUAUUACACGUUUUUGUAGACUUCUUAAUUUUAGCGGUAUUUAGAGUUGUCGUUGUUGUUAUAGAUUGUCCGGGUUUCAACAGACCAUAGCGAGGCUUGGUAGUCAGCAGUUCUUCGCUUAAAAUAAAAUUGUUUUACAUUAAUUUAUAUAAAAUUUAUACUUUGCGGGAAUGGCCUUGAAAAUUUUUGUGGUUUUACCAGGAUUUGUGAUUACAAUGUCGGCAGCGGCGUUUUUCAAAUCGUCCAUAAGAAGGAUUUUGGAAUCGGAAGCUUUCAACCUGAAAAAAUAUAUGGUGUAUUCUGAAAAUUCUUUGUUGAACGCAAUUGCUGAAGGUCUUAGAAUAGAGCUAUUUGAUUUGACCUACAAAAAUUAUAAAUUAAAAUUAACCCUAAAAAGGACACAUGCUUUAACCCAAGCUUUAAUUAUUUUUACACCUUCAGCAAUUGCGUUCAACAAAGAAUUUUCAGAAUACACCAUAUAUUUUUUCAGGUUGAAAGCUUCCGAUUCCAAAAUCCUUCUUAUGGACGAUUUGAAAAACGCCGCUGCCGACAUUGUAAUCACAAAUCCUGGUAAAACCACAAAAAUUUUCAAGGCCAUUCCCGCAAAGUAUAAAUUUUAUAUAAAUUAA
This is a messenger RNA of Meloidogyne enterolobii, 663 nucleotides long. The record is from the annotation of a GenBank genome assembly. NCBI's taxonomy places the organism in Eukaryota, Metazoa, Nematoda, Chromadorea, Rhabditida, Meloidogynidae.